AUGGCAAUUUAUCCCAAUGGACGAACCGGAGAGGGUUAUGCCAGAGUUCAGAGGGCCGACGAGGCCCGCAGUCUCUACAUUUAUCUUGUCGGUAGUCCCAUCGAGGGGCGGAGAGUUCGCGUACACCUCUGGGAUAUUAGCUGCCCCGACGCCCGCUUCGUUCGAUGCAACUGCGAAGACGGAACUUCCCCGCAUACUGCGCAGGGACUCGAGGUAACACGCAUAGCAGGCUCCUCUGGCUGGCAGAUCGUUCCACCCGAUGCACCAAUGCAGCAACCGCAGGCUCCUUACCCUUCGUAUUCGCUCUAUCAGUCUGCCGUGGCUCCGUCCCAUCGAACAGCAACCAAUGGUUCGCAUACGUCUCCCUUCCCUCCGGGGUCACUGGCCCAAACGAUGUCCGAUGUGCAAUUGAGCCAACCAAGUCCUCAUCACGCUGCCAAUCUAUACGCGCAAUGCUAUCCCACAACGCCGACAUAUCAUCAUCAACCAUCUCGGGCGGCGUGGAGAGCACACCAAGCAGCCAAUAGCCAGCCGUAUUCACCUACACCUUACGCAAUAUCAUCCACAGGUACACCGAUCAACGUUGUCAACGGGACCGUCCGCACUGAGGCCCGUGGAGUGUUCGUAAGUGGUCUCAAGUUUGGAGCGCAAGGCAAGGACGUCGAGGCGUUGUUCAGUCGAGCUGGGCGCGUGGUAAAAUGCGAGAUGCAGAAAGACGCCUCGACAAGGAGGCCGAAAGGCAGCGCUACCAUACUAUUCGCCUCCGCGGUGGAGGCACGGCAGGCUAUCGAGCUCUUCCAUCGCAAGACCUACAUGAACAUGACACUGCUUGUCAGGGAAGACAAAGAGCGGACAGCAAUUAGCCCGCCAAUCGCCUCGCAAGCGAGCCGAAGCAGUGAGCCAGUGAUAGUCAAUGGUUCUCAGGUGCAUAUGAAGCAGGCUUGA
This is a messenger RNA of Baudoinia panamericana UAMH 10762, 945 nucleotides long. RefSeq lists its product as uncharacterized. The record is from RefSeq and is a predicted model, not a curated record. The coding region runs from base 1 to 945 and encodes 314 amino acids. The transcript has 2 exons. Gene Ontology annotation, molecular function: mRNA binding. NCBI's taxonomy places the organism in Eukaryota, Fungi, Ascomycota, Dothideomycetes, Mycosphaerellales, Teratosphaeriaceae. Gene Ontology annotation, cellular component: nucleus; cytoplasm.